CGCGGCGCCGCCCCCUCACUCGGCCGGCGGGGCGCGACAUGGCGGCGGCGCUGCUGCUGUUUCUGGCGGUGCUGCUGGAACCGGCGGCCGCCGUGUGGCCGCAGCCCCAAGCCCAGCGCUCCCCGCCGGGCGGCGGCCGCUGCCCGCUGGCUCCUCGCCGGUUCCGCUUCGGCUCGGCCGCCGGCUCCGCCGUGGGGCCGGGCUGCGCCGUGCUGGAGGCGGCUUUCCAGCGGUACUGGGCGCUGCUAUUCGCCGCCGCCCGCCCGACCGAGAACGAACAGCCCUGGGGGACACCCUGCACUCAGCUCCUCGUCUUUGUCGCCACGCCGGGCUGCGAUGGGUUUCCCAGCCUGGACUCCAAGGAAGGCUAUAAGCUGUCCGUCUCGGAAGGCUCCGUCCUGCUUUCUGCAGAUAGCGUCUGGGGAGCUCUGAGAGGCCUGGAGACGUUCAGCCAGCUCGUUGGGAGAGAUGAGAAUGGCACGUACUACAUCAACGAGACAGAAAUCGUGGAUUUUCCCCGCUUCCCUCACCGGGGCCUGUUGCUGGACACGUCUCGUCACUACCUGCCUCUGAGAGCCAUCCUGGAAACUCUGGACGUCAUGGCUUACAACAAGUUCAAUGUGUUUCAUUGGCACAUUGUGGAUGACCCAUCUUUCCCUUAUGAGAGCUUGACCUUCCCAGAGCUCAGCAAGCAGGGAGCUUUCAACCCCAUGAGCCACGUGUACACAGCCAGCGACGUGCAGACGGUGAUCGAGUAUGCCCGGCUGCGCGGCAUCAGAGUCAUCGCGGAGUUCGACACUCCCGGGCACACGCUCUCCUGGGGUCCGGGUGCUCCAGGCCUCCUGACUCCCUGUUAUUUGGGCAAGGAUCCUUCUGGGACAUACGGACCCAUCAACCCUGUCCUUAACAGCACCUACCAGUUCGUGGCCGAUUUGUUUCAGGAGGUCAGCGCUGUGUUCCCAGACUUCUUUCUUCACCUCGGUGGCGACGAGGUGGACUUCACGUGCUGGAAAUCAAAUCCAAAAAUUCGUGACUUCAUGAAGGAGAUGGGCUUUGGUGAAGAUUACAAAAAACUGGAGUCGUUCUACAUCCAGAGGCUUCUGGACAUCAUCUCAUCCCUCGGCAAAGGUUAUAUUGUGUGGCAGGAAGUGUUUGACAACGAAGUGAAGGUGAGGCCAGACACCAUCAUCCACGUGUGGAAGGAGAAAGGCACGCCGUACAUGGAGGAGAUGGCCAAUGUCACCAAGGCUGGCUACCGGGCUCUGCUCUCUGCCCCCUGGUACCUCAACCGCAUCUCCUACGGGCAGGACUGGAUAGCGGCUUACCAGGUGGAGCCCUUGAAGUUUGAAGGCAGCCCCGAGCAGAAGGAGCGGGUGAUCGGCGGAGAGGCGUGCAUGUGGGGCGAGUACGUGGACGUCACUAACCUGGCUCCCAGGCUCUGGCCGAGAGCUGGGGCUGUAGCUGAAAGACUGUGGAGCAACGCGACUGUCAGGGACCUGAAAGACGCCUACGCACGGCUGGCCGCGUUCCGCUGCACGCUGCUUGGGCGCGGUGUCCAGGCACAACCCCUCUACGUGGGAUACUGUGAAAAUGAAUUUGGCGGGUUUUGACGCUUGAGUCCCACUGCCCUUGAUCACUCUGCACGCAGGCGGAACCAUUUCCCUCUCUUCAAAGCCACUGGCUUGGCUAAGGGACCCUCUCCCACCCCAGCUUCUGCUCAUGCUUCGUUGCAAUGAACUUAUUUUUUUUCCCUUAGUGUGCACUCUUUGCCUCUUUUUCUAUUUUUAUUUCUUUAAAUCUAUAAAUAAAUGACCCUAAAGAGGAAAAAAGUGCUUUUUCAUGCUCAGCUGGGGCUUGGGAGACAGUGCAAGGGUUUUUGUCAGAUGGGUAGGGCUUGCUCCAGAGAUGCAGGUUGAGGAGCAUCGUCUCCAAGGGGGCUCUGGAGCUGCAGAAAGACACCCUGAAGCCUCCCCAGGAGACCUGGAUGUUCUCUGGGUGUUAUGGAGCCACCACUCGGGAUCUGGCCAACUCAUCCGUCCUCUUCCUCUGUCGGAAACCCCAUCCAGGUGGAAUGGGGGGACCUGUCCAGGAGAAAUCCUGGCUGGUGGGACUGCUGUAUAUAUUUUGGUCUUAAAUGAGUGAAAUCCACGGUUAUGGCUGGAAACCUUUUUCUAUGGGACUUCAAAUUUAAAAUAUUGAAUUGACUUUGAAUUAAAAAUACUCAGAACUUG
Molecule: messenger RNA, 2231 nt
Organism: Columba livia (rock pigeon)
Lineage: Eukaryota; Metazoa; Chordata; Aves; Columbiformes; Columbidae
Gene: HEXA
Product: hexosaminidase subunit alpha
Exons: 14
Coding region: 39-1610 (523 amino acids)
Biological process (GO): glycosaminoglycan metabolic process; carbohydrate metabolic process; ganglioside catabolic process
Cellular component (GO): lysosome; membrane
Molecular function (GO): beta-N-acetylhexosaminidase activity
Source: RefSeq, a predicted model, not a curated record